Molecule: messenger RNA, 720 nt
Organism: Anoplophora glabripennis (Asian longhorned beetle)
Lineage: Eukaryota; Metazoa; Arthropoda; Insecta; Coleoptera; Cerambycidae
Gene: Osi18
Exons: 4
Coding region: 1-720 (239 amino acids)
Source: RefSeq, a predicted model, not a curated record
AUGGGCCCAGUAUCGUUUAUUCUAGCUGCUAUUAUUUCCAGUGCGUAUGCAGAAUUUUCAGCGGUAGAUGUUGUUCAAGAUAUUUAUCAUUCUUGCAUUAGUAGUUUCUCGGUCCAUUGUGUAAAACCUAAAGCUUUGCAAUGGUUAGGUUCUGUUUCCGAUAAUGAAAAAAUAAAAAUUACAGAAGACUUACUUAUUGUGAAGAAUAAGAAUAGUGGUAAAGAGCGGGACUUCUCACAGGAGGAUAUUUUUGACAACUUUGAAAAUUUCUUGCAAAAUCACGAUUUAGUGGCUAAAGCUCCAUUAAUCCUCAGCCCAUCGGGACCGUUAGGAGCAUUAGUACCGAGAUCAUUUCAACCUGAAGAUAUCAGAGUUCCAUUAGCUGCCACAGGUCGAUCAUCAAAACUAGUCAAAAAAGUGAUCGUUCCAUUUUUAUUGGGUCUGAAAUUUAAGACAGCUAUCCUAGUACCCCUUGCAUUAGCAUUAAUUGCUUUAAAAACCUGGAAAGCUCUAACCUUGGGAUUAUUGUCUUUGGUUCUCACAGGAGCACUACUCAUUUUCAGACUCGCCAAACCUAAGGUUGUCAAUUAUGAGGUAAUUCAUUACCCUCAACAAAUUGAGCAUCAUGUGGAACAUCCUCCAACGACUGGAUGGGAGCAUCCGGGCUAUGGACGUCUCUUAACCGGAAAUGAAAUGGCUUACAAUAAUUACUUGAAUUAA